This is a messenger RNA of Rhodofomes roseus, 1128 nucleotides long. RefSeq lists its product as uncharacterized. Bases 1 to 1128 code for a protein of 375 amino acids. The transcript is spliced from 15 exons. The record is from RefSeq and is a predicted model, not a curated record. Lineage: Eukaryota; Fungi; Basidiomycota; Agaricomycetes; Polyporales; Fomitopsidaceae.
AUGACGAACCCGGCGGCUGCCAUCGCCCAGGUCGCCCAUGGGCCCAGUCUGGCUGGGAUUUUCAUGAACAUCAUGCUUUACGGGGUGAUGAUCUCGCAGUCAUUCUUUUAUUUCUCAACGUACAAGAGGUCAGUCGACAUCCUCAUUGACAUCAAUGCCCCGCACUCAGAACUUGUCAGCGACCCCAAAUGGCUGAAAUGCUAUGUGGCACUGUUGCUCCUCGCCGACACGUUAAACUCCAUCUUCAAUAUGUGGUGGAUCUAUAACGUGCUCAUCAACAACUUUGGCGACGUUGCUGCGCUUGAGAAUGCAGACUGGUUAUUUGAGACAGAGGAAGCUCUAGCGGGGAUCAUUGCCAUGAUUGUCCAAAUGUUUUUUGCAUGGCGAAUCCUCCGGCUGACGCGGAACUACAUCGCCGUCGCAGUCAUCGUCGCGGCGUCUCUGGUCGGCGGACGCAUCGGUACGGCGAUAGCGGUGGCUAUGCGGCCGGCGUUUGCAGGCUUCCAGCACCUAAAGGUCAUCGUGAUCUUGUGGCUCAUGGGUGCCGCCGUAUGCGACGUCCUCAUCACGCUAGCGCUCUCGUGGCACCUGCGACAACAACGGACUGGCUUCAGCCACACAGACACUAUCAUCUCCAAAAUCAUCCAGCUGACUGUGUCGAAUGGCUUGGUCACUGCUGGCUUCGCUGUGGCUGACAUCGUCGCGUUCCUCUCUACGCCCCGGGGUAUCCAUGUAGCGUUCAACUACGCUCUCGUCAAGCUAUACGGCAACUCCAUGAUGUCAAGUUUGAACUCGCGCACGUUGCUGUCGACGUCGGACAAGAGCUACUCUGGCGGCAAGGACCCCACAAUCUCCGGCAGGGUGAGCGAGAGCGGCGGGUUGAUGAGCCUGAGGAGUCCGCCCGCUAACGCGACGACGUUCUCUCAGAACACCGAUAUCAGCGGCAUGAUCACUAACCACAGCAGGAUAUCAACGCGACCAGCACAGCUCGUCGUCAACGUGGAGACGCACGAGCUCGUCGACGUCUCGGGUCCGAAUGCAAAAUCCGACCCAGAAUGGGCCACUGAUCACUACAGCGGGAGCGGGAGCGAACGGGACAUCGACAUGAAGGAUGCGCACGCGCUAUAG